AUGGGCUUCGCCCGUUGUGAGGGGCCAAUAUGGCAGGUCGAUGACUUCUCUCGUUGCUUCCAGCAAGACUACCUCAAGGUCCUAUUUCCCCUCAUCACCAUCGCCAUCUCGCUCCUCGUCCUCUUCCUUCAGAACGCACCCCGCGCCGCCAAACGCCUCCGCCAAAAGGCUGGCUACCAAUCAUUACCCACGGACCCCGAUCAUGAACAUGCGCAGGAGAACACCGCUGCCGCACAUACCGACAUCCCUCCCGAGGAGCAGGAGGAAGCAGUAGACGACGAUGACGACGACGAACCCCUGACACUGAAUCGCAAUGGUGGCGGCCGUCUGUCCCUCGUCAAGACCACCACUCGUGGCUCCGUCGUCUCCGUCGUCCAGGCCGACAGCCCCCAAGCCCAGAGCUUGUCUAUGUACGUCGAGGAACUCGCCGUCGCCGGUCUGGUCGCCAUCCACAUCAUUGCUCUGCUUACCGGCGGAUAUGGCGAACGCGGCCAUCUUGCCGCCAUUGCCGGCCUGGUCGUCUGGCUCUACGUCGCUGCCCUCGCCACCCUUCGUCUCGUCCUGGGAAACACAAGGUGGCGCCUCCCCCGUCUUUGGUUUCAUACCGCCACCAUCUACGGCUGCGAAUGGCUCUACACCGUUGCCAUCUUCCGCUCGGCCAUCAUUCACCCGAGUUCCCGCACCGUCCAGAUCCUGGUCAUCGUCGAGUUUGCCCUGACCUCCUUGCUUUUCGGCAUGGCCAUUACCACCCGCAAGGGUAACAAGACCGUCCUGCUUGAGUGGGAGGAUGGCGUCGAGCCCUCUCGCGAGCCCCUCGCCUCGCUGCUCUCACUGGCUACCUUCUCGUGGGUUGACCCGAUUGUCUGGCGAGGAUACAAGGAGACCUUCGAAAUGAAGGCCGUUUGGAACCUCCUCCCCAAGGACAAGGCCGCCGCCGUACUCGCCGACUACCGGACCUUCAAGCGCACGACGUCCCUCGCCAUACAUCUGCUCAAGUACUUCAGGAAGGACCUCAUUAUCCAGUGCUCUUUGGCUGUCAUUGGUGCCGUCUUUGCUUUCGCCCCGACAUUGUUGCUCAAGGCCAUUCUUGAGUACGUCGAGCAGCCCGACAAUGCGCCCAUCAACGUCAUCUGGCUCUACGUCAUCUUGCUUCCCGUCCUCGACCUCGUCCGCUCCUUUGGCGACGGCAUGGCCCUCUGGAUUGGCCGCAAGAUUUGCAUCCGCAUCCGCGCUAUUGUUGUCGGCGAAAUCUACGCCAAGGCGCUUCGCCGAAAGGCUUCCGCCGGCAAGGACACCGUGCUCGGCAGUUCCGGAAAGAAAAAGAAGAAUGAUGGGAAGGGAGGCAUUUUUGACUCUAUCAAGCAGAAGCUGGGUCUGGCAGAAGACGAUGAUGACCAAUCCACUGGCGCCGCCGCCGCCGCCGCCGAGCCCUCCGCCGACCCCUCCGCCGACCCCUCCGCCGACCCCUCCGCCGACGUCGUUCCCAAGGCCAACGACGAGCAGGUCAACCUCGGUACCAUCAUCAACCUCAUGUCCGUCGACAGCUUCAAGAUCGCCGAAAGCACCGCCUACCUCCACUUCCUGUGCGCCUGUGCACCCACCCAGCUGAUCAUCUGCGUCGUUCUGCUCUGGCGCGUCAUGGGUCUCAGCGCCAUUCCCGGCCUCAUCGUCAUGGCCUUCCUCCUUCCCAUCAACUACGCUUUCGCGCGCGGCUUCUCCAUCACCUCCAAGAAGAUCCUGGCUGCCACCGACAAGCGCAUCAACGUGACCAACGAGAUCCUCAACAACAUCCGCAUCAUCAAGUAUUUCGCCUGGGAGGAGAGGUUCGGCCGUAUCGUGGACGAGAAGCGCCUUGUCGAGCUCCGCGCUCUGCGCUCCCGUUUCCUGGUUUGGUCCUGCGCCGUGGCCGUCUGGAAUUCCGUGCCCGUCAUCAUCACUUUCUUCUCCUUCUUCGUUUACACCGUCAUCCAGAAACAGCCGCUCUAUCCCUCCGUCGCUUUUACCGCCAUUUCGCUCUUCAUGCUUCUUCGCAUCCCGCUCGAUCAGUUUGGCGACAUGUUCGCCCACGUGCAAGAGACCAAGGUAUCCCUCGACCGCGUCGAAGAAUUCCUCAUGGAAGAAGAGACGGAGAAGUACGAGCAGCUGGGUCUCGAGAACAUUGACGAGAACGGGAACCGCGUCAUCGGCUUCCGGGAUGCCACUUUCAUCUGGGGCGGCAAGGACACCGUCGCCGAGGACGGCUCACUGGCUUUCCGACUGCUUGACAUCAAUGUCGACUUCGAGAUCGGCCACCUCAACGUGAUCGCCGGCCCGACCGGAUCUGGCAAGACAUCUAUGCUCAUGGCUCUCCUCGGCGAAAUGACCCAGCUGGAAGGCAAGGUCUACUGCCCCGGCGGCCGCAGCCGCGAAGACGUGCGGCCGGAUCCCGAGACCGAGCUAGCCAACACCAUAGCCUACGUUGCCCAAUCCGCCUGGCUGGUGAAUGCCACCAUCAAAGAAAACAUCCUCUUUUCGGCCGAGAUGGACGAGAACAGGUACAAAAACGUCAUCGUGGCAUGCGCGUUGGAGCGCGACUUCGAGAUCCUAGACCACGGUGAUGAGACACUCGUCGGUGAGAAGGGAAUCACCCUCUCGGGAGGUCAAAAGCAGCGCAUCUCCCUGGCCCGUGCCCUCUACUCCAACUCGCAGCAUCUUUUGCUCGACGACUGCUUGAGCGCUGUCGAUUCGCACACCGCUCACUGGAUCUUCAACAACGCCAUCCGGGGCCCCCUCAUGGCCGGCCGGACCUGCAUCCUGGUGACGCACAACAUUCAGCUGGCCGUACCCUCGUCCCACUACGUCGUCAUGAUGGACAACGGCAGGAUUUCUGUUCAGGGUCCCACGGACGAGCUCAUCGCGUCGGGUAAGCUCGGGGAGGACCUGCAGCGGUCUCGUCCCGCUACUGCGGUUGGCUCGCGCAUUCCGUCCCGUGUCCCCUCUAGCGUUGGAGACGAGAGUUCCGAGACGGUUGUGAACCAGGCCGACGAAAACGGACACCACGGCAACGGCACUGCUGCCAAGACUGCGGCUCAGGACGCGAAGAAGAAGAAGAAGCAACCGAAGGAUGCUAUGGAGGAACACAAGGCUGAGGGGGCGGUAAAGUGGCCCAUCAUGAAGCUGUACAUCAGCGCCAUGGGCCCGUGGUGGUUCUGGAUCGUCGCCGGCCUCGUGUUCACCUUGCAGCAGCUCUCCGGCGUGGCGACCAACGUCUGGGUCCGGCAGUGGGCGAACGAAUACGUCACCGAGGAAGUCGACCGGAUCGAUUUCUCGUCGUCGUCCCACAGCUACAGCGCUCAGUCCGUCACCCCCACCUACCUCGCCCACAUCGCGCACUACGGAUUCCUGGGGAACGCGGCCGGCUUUGGCAUUCAAGCUGUCCAAGACGUCAACGUCGCGUAUUACCUCACCGGUCUCGCGAUCAUCGGCCUGGCGGGGGCGCUCGCUGCUUUCAUUCGGGAUCUCUGGAUUUUCUUCGGCUCUCUGACUGCGUCCAAGAGGAUCCACUCUCGCCUUAUGGAGGCCGUCUGCCGUGCUAGAUUCAAGUUCUUCGACGUCACGCCGCUGGGUCAGAUCAUGAACCGAUUUAGCAAGGAUCUAGAGGCCGUCGAUCAGGAGGUGGCACCCAUCGCCAUCGGAGUCAUCGGUUGCACCCUGGGCAUCGUCAUUACCGUCAUACUGAUCGCCAUUAUCACGCCAGGAUUCCUCAUCGCGGGCGUCUUCAUCACGGUGGCCUACUGGGUAGUCGGCAGCUUCUAUAUCCGGGCCUCGCGCGACCUGAAGCGCCUCGAGUCGGUCCAACGCAGCCCCUUGUUCCAGCAGUUUGGCGAGACCCUGUCGGGCAUGACGACUAUCCGGGCCUACGGCGCCGAGCGCCGCUUCAUCCGCGAGAACCUGACCAAGAUCAACACGCAGGCCCGGCCCUUCAUCUAUCUGUGGGCCUGCAACAGAUGGCUUUCGUUCCGCACCGAUCUGCUGGGCGACCUGGUCUCGUUCUUCGCCGGUGUUUUCAUCAUCCUGGGCUUGGGCAAGAUCGACGCAGGUGCCGCUGGCAUCUCGCUGAGCUACGCCAUUGGAUUCACCGACAACGUGCUCUGGCUGGUGCGUCUGUACGCAUUGAACGAACAGAACAUGAACUCUGUCGAGCGCAUCAAGGAGUACCUGGACGUGGAGCAAGAGGCCGAACCGGUUGUCGAGAAGAACCGCCCGCCGGCGAACUGGCCGAGCCAGGGUUCGAUCGAGUUUAUCAACUACUCGACGUCGUACCGCAAGGAGCUGGAGCCCGUCCUCCGCAACCUGAGCUUCAAGAUCCACCCCAGGGAGAAGGUGGGCAUCGUGGGAAGGACGGGCGCGGGCAAGAGCUCUCUUACGCUGGCCAUUUUCCGCGCGCUCGAGGCGGACGAAGGCAAGAUCCUGAUCGACGACGUGGACAUUGGCCUGAUCGGUCUCCGGGACCUCCGCGAUGCCAUCACCAUCGUGCCGCAGGACCCCACGCUGUUCAUGGGCACGAUCCGGAGCAACCUCGAUCCUUUCCACGUGUACACGGACGAGCAGAUCUUCGAAGCCCUACGCAAGGUCCAGCUGAUCGGGCCCAACGAGCCAACCACGCGGCCACAGACACCCACGUCGUCGUCGAUGCUGCCGGCCCCGGCCGCCAUCAGCGGCACAACAGCAGCGGAAGGCGGAGGAGCGGCGGACCGGCCUCCCAGCCCGACCGGGUCCGGGGCGGCCACGAACAAGAACGUCUUCCUCGACCUCUCGGCGCCGGUGAGCGAGUCCGGGUCGAACCUCUCGCAGGGCCAGCGGCAGCUCAUGUGCCUGGCCCGCGCGAUCCUCAAGAACCCGUCGGUCCUGGUGAUGGACGAGGCGACGGCGUCGAUCGACUACGCCACGGACGCGAAGAUCCAGGAGACGAUCCGGGAGCAGACGAGCACCAUCAUCACGAUUGCGCACCGGCUGCAGACCAUUGUUGACUAUGACAAGGUGCUGGUGCUGGACAAGGGGGUGGUGGUGGAGUACGCGCACCCGUACGAGCUGAUCCGGAAGGAGAGCGGCCAUUUCAGGGGCAUGUGCGAGUCGAGUGGCGAUUAUGAUGUGCUGCUCAAGGCGGCGAAGCAGAAGUGGGAUGCGGGUCGGUUGGUGGAUGUGGAUGAUGAUAAGUAG
Sodiomyces alkalinus F11 is the source of this 5199-nucleotide messenger RNA. RefSeq names its product ATP-dependent bile acid permease. Gene Ontology annotation, biological process: transmembrane transport. Gene Ontology annotation, cellular component: fungal-type vacuole membrane; fungal-type vacuole. Bases 1 to 5199 code for a protein of 1732 amino acids. The record is from RefSeq and is a predicted model, not a curated record. The transcript is spliced from 2 exons. Gene Ontology annotation, molecular function: ABC-type peptide transporter activity; ATP binding; ATP hydrolysis activity. NCBI's taxonomy places the organism in Eukaryota, Fungi, Ascomycota, Sordariomycetes, Glomerellales, Plectosphaerellaceae.